Messenger RNA from Gavialis gangeticus (Gharial), 3125 nucleotides. RefSeq names its product decapping mRNA 2 (gene DCP2). NCBI's taxonomy places the organism in Eukaryota, Metazoa, Chordata, Crocodylia, Gavialidae. Gene Ontology annotation, biological process: nuclear-transcribed mRNA catabolic process, nonsense-mediated decay; deadenylation-dependent decapping of nuclear-transcribed mRNA. The record is from RefSeq and is a predicted model, not a curated record. The transcript has 11 exons. Bases 146 to 1402 code for a protein of 418 amino acids. Gene Ontology annotation, molecular function: 5'-(N(7)-methylguanosine 5'-triphospho)-[mRNA] hydrolase activity; manganese ion binding; RNA binding. Gene Ontology annotation, cellular component: P-body; cytoplasm.
GAGCCGCCUGUCAGUCUCCACGGGGAGACCCGCCCCUCUCUCCUUUGCGGGACGGAAGCGAGCGGUUGCGCUCCUUUGCGGUCCCUCCUCCCCUCCGCCGUGCGCUGGUCCGGGCCCGCCGAGUCGGGAUGAGCCGCGCGUCGCCAUGGAGACCAAACGGGCCGAGAUUCCCAGCAGCGUCCUCGACGACCUGUGCAGCCGAUUUAUUUUGCACAUCCCAAGUGAGGAGAGAGACAAUGCGAUCAGAGUGUGCUUUCAGAUUGAACUUGCCCAUUGGUUUUACUUGGAUUUCUACAUGCAGAACACACCAGGAUUACCUCAGUGUGGGAUAAGAGAUUUUGCUAAAGCUGUCUUCAAUCAUUGCCCUUUUUUACUGCCUCAAGGUGAAGAUGUGCAAAAGGUUUUAGAUGAGUGGAAGGAAUAUAAAAUGGGAGUGCCAACCUAUGGUGCAAUUAUUCUUGAUGAGACACUUGAAAAUGUACUGUUGGUUCAGGGAUAUUUAGCAAAAUCUGGCUGGGGAUUUCCAAAAGGGAAAGUAAAUAAAGAAGAGGCUCCACAUGACUGUGCUGCUCGAGAGGUGUUUGAAGAAACUGGUUUUGAUAUCAAAGAUUACAUCUGCAAAGAUGACUACAUUGAGCUGCGAAUCAACGACCAGAUAGCACGAUUGUACAUCAUUCCAGGAGUUCCAAAGGACACAAAAUUCAAUCCCAAAACCAGAAGAGAAAUUCGGCAUAUUGAAUGGUUCUCAAUUGACAAGUUACCAUGCCAUAGAAAUGACAUGACCCCAAAGUCCAAGCUAGGUUUGGCACCUAACAAGUUUUUCAUGGCUAUUCCCUUUAUCAGACCAUUGAGAGACUGGCUUUCUCGAAGGUAUGGAGACUCCUCUGAUAGUGACAAUGGAUUCUCAUCUACUGGGAGCACGCCGUCCAAACCCAGCUUGGAAAAAGUGAGAUCCAAACUUCGUUAUAGUCAGCAGGUGUUUGCAGAUGGGCCUUUAGGAGACCAGUGGACAAAGCACAGGCAGCCACAACCACAGAAGCCAUAUAAUCAUUCUGAGAUGUCUGAAGUUUUAAAAAUUAAGAACGUGAGGGGCAAUGGUAGAAAGCAAUAUCAAGACGCUUCUAACCAAAAGAAGAGGACAAAUGGGGUCCACAGCCAACCAGCUAAACAGAACCACACACUGAAAUGUGAAAAAAAGCUUAAUCCACGAAGACUUCAGGAUAAUUUUGAAACGGCAGAUGCAGCCUAUGACAUGUGUUGCUCCAGUGAAGACCCGCUGCUAGAACAGACAGAGGGAGACUCUGUGGCAUGUAAUGGCCAUUACAAAUUCACUUUCUCAUCGAGAGCUUUCUUGAGCUUCAAGUUUGACCAUGAUGCCAUCAUGAAAAGUUUUAACCUCUGACAGCAAGCCUGUUCUAGAGGAACAAAAAUCAAAGACUUGCCUGUUGCAGUUGAGUGGGUUUUUAAUCCAGCCUUACUUUUUCUCAGGAGUUUUCUGUGUGUUUGUUUUAAUGCAAUGCAGGGACUGGUAUGGUGAUCUAAAGGGUUCAUUCUUUUUGCAGUAUGGGAGUGGCAGUGAAGUGUUGCACUUUAAAUGCAGUAUAGCCUUUACCUACAAAAGUACCUUUCCAGUGUUUAGUUUGCUCGUUCCUAGCUGUACAUUAGAGGGCAUUCUUUUCUGUUUGUUUGUUAAAACUUGCUGCACAUUUAGAUUUGUCAUUCAUUGCAAUAUUUUAGUGUUGGCAGUACACUAACACUGAACUUUUAGCCUGCUAUGAUGUAAAGCUGUUGCAAUAUUCAGUCUUUAUUCUCCAGUACUUGGCAAUAGUAUAGCAAUGGCAAAGAAAGUAAUUCUCAGAGGACUCCUGUAUUCUCUAUCCCAGUAAUGGCAAAACCUAAAGUUGCACAUUUCUCCUCCCCAGUUGUCUGCCUAGACUGUCUUCUCUUUAUAUUGAAACUUGUUUCAAAAUGACUUGCAAUGAGUAGGAUUCAAAGUUAUAUCCUUUGGGUUAUGUUUUGCCAUGACUUGCAGCUUUUCUUUUUUUUUUUUUUUUUCCUGUGGCGAUACCUGUGAUGGACAGAACUUGCCACUUCACAUGGCGUAGCAUCAUAUCUUUGUCCGCAAAAACUGUCUGACUGGAAGAAAAUCACCUGCAGUUUCUGUUUAGUUGCAGCUAAUAUCAAGAAAUUAGGAGACGCUAAUUUCUGUGAGAGGGGAUUCUUGUGUAACAUUUUUUAUAUUCAAUAAUAAUCUAAAAUACCCUCUAAUCUUGGGAGGGAGGAAGCAUCCGGGCAAAUGUCUGACUGGAUAGAGAAUACCUUACGUGCCGCUUAUAGGUUUGCAAUAACCUUUUUAAGUGUCCAUUAUAGUGUUUUACACUGUCCUUAGGGGUUUUUAGUGUAAUGUAUGUUUAUAUAUCCAAUAGUAUUGAAUUUUAUAUUGCACUUGCAUCUCAGUGUCUGAAAACUGUAGCUGAGAAUGACUGAAGCUACAGCCUUUUAAUAACAAUAUAAAAGAUGUGAAAAAUUAGCAGUAGCAAUUCAGGGGAUGCAUUAAAAAAUACUAGUCCUACAUUCUGAUCCAGCUGAGCGAGUUUAAAUACUUACAUUUUAACUUACUGCAGAGGAUCUUACAGGGGAACAUUUAUCUUGGCAAUGAACAACUGUAUUUUGUAUAUCUUCAAGUGAACUGUUCUCUGAAAUAAAUAAAGGUUAGUGGGUGUGUGAUUUGGAGGGCUGAAUGCCUUAAUUGACUUUGGUCAUUCCAAGGCUGAGUCUUCUGACCAGAGAAUGUAUAUUCACUCACGGACAGCCUUUUUUAUCUCAUGCAAUCUCUGUGUUCUUGCAAGUACCCGUGUUGCCUGUUAGUUUGUUUUAGUCCUCAAUAAGUAGUUACACAGCUUAUUUUUUACCUUCACCUUCUUGCCUCUCCCCUUUUUGGGGCCAUGCAAUUUAUGAGUUUUUAAUGAUGGUAAAAUAUUUUGUUAGCUGGAGAAGCUAGACUCUUACCUUUUCGUUAAUAGGAGAAAUUGACUUCAACAUUUUUCCCAUUUGGAUCAGAAAGUCUUGAAAUUACUUGGUUUAAAGCCAUUUUUCUUGGCUUGCUAGGCUCUUACUGAAAAAAA